AUUCAGUCUUUCAUAUUUUGUUUAUCUUCAUCAUAGUCUUUGCUCCUCUUUCAUUCCUGAAACGAAUUGAGAUAUUCGCUCACUGAGUUCAUUUCUUUUCUCAACAGUUUCAACUUCUUUGCUGAAGCAAGCUUCUUUGGUUUUACUUUCAUUAAUAUUGCAGCAAUCUUGUCUUUCGGAGCUCUUUAAUUUGGUUCAACUUCUUUUAUCAAAAACGGAAAAGGAAAAAAAAAAAAAAAGAGACAUAUUUCCUGGUUUUACUUUGUCACUUCAUUUGAUUGUGCUAUUUGAACUUCAUUUUCUUAUUUUAUUUUUUUAACUUAUUUCCUGAAGAUCCCAAAGAUAAAGAAGCUACUUCACUUUUGCUUGAAUGCUCUGGAUUUCUGCAAGUGUAUUUUCCUUGACUAGAGAGACAUAUAUGAAUUAAAGAAACUGCUUCACUCUUAGCAAGCCAAAUUGAAGAGAUCCGGGCUUCAGUAUCCGGAGGAUCAGAAUCCAUUUCUUUGACGGGUAUAGAGACUGGUUGCAGUGCUCCAAACCUUCUUGGACCAGCUUCUUCAAGACAAAACAGUGUCAUUUAGUUUACGUGCCCCGACCAGUGGAACCGGCAGAAGACAUGGAGAUUCCUACUGCAGUUGCUGGAAAAACUGCCGAGUUUGCAGUUGGACCAGUUAUACGCCAGGGGGGAUAUAUAAUUCAUUGCAAAAGCAACCUUCAUGCACUACAGACUCGAGUGGAUGAACUGAAGGCUACCAGAGGGCGGGUUCAGAAUGAGAUUGAUGCAGCUAAGAGAAGAGGAGAAAACAUCCAUCCUGAUGUCGAGCACUGGACGAAAAAAGUUGAUGAGAACACUGGAAAAGCAGAGGAAUUAUUGAAUGAUGACAGAGCAAAGAUGAAGUGUCUCCUUGGUUUUUGUCCUAAUCUAUUGACCCGUCAUCAGCUAAGCAGGAAAUCAAUAAAGUUGUUGGAGGUAGUUGUUGAGUUGAAUGGAAAAGGAGUUUUUCCCAGUAUUUCAUGUGGUGGUCCUGCUGAAGAGGUAUUUCUCAUGUCUACCAAAGAUUAUGAGGCAUUCGAAUCUAGGGACUUAACUAUAAAGGGGAUUAUACAUGAAUUGAGCAAUCCUGAUACCAACAAGAUUGGGGUGUAUGGUAUUGGAGGGGUGGGGAAGACCACACUGCUGGAAGAAGUUAUUAGGCGAGUUAUGGAAGAUAAACUAUUUGAUGAUGUGGUUAUGGUUCGAGAUGUGAAAGAAAAUCCAGACAUUGGAAGAAUUCAAAAAGAAAUUGCUGAAAAGCUAGAUAUGGAUUCCAAUGCUCUGGAAAGUCGAUCUAUAGCUGACAAAGCACGUCGGAUUUGUGGUAGGAUAUCAAACAAGAAUACUCUGAUAGUUUUGGAUGAUAUUUGGAGUUAUGUUGAGUUGAAAGCCGUGGGGCUUCCCGAUGUGUCAACUUGUAAAGUAUUGCUGACUUCUAGAAUACAAGAAGUAUUAUCCAGUAAGAUGGGUACACAGAAAAAUUUUCAGCUUGUCAACUUGGAGGAAAACGAAUGUUGGCAGUUAUUCGAAAGCAAGGCCGGUGAAGUUGUUAAAGAUCAACGUAUUCGAACUAUAGCAGCCCAAGUAGCCAAUAGAUGUGGUGGUUUGCCAAUUUUAGUUGUCACCGUUGCAAGUGCUUUGAAAGAAAGUACUCUACCCGAGUGGAGAAAUGCUCUCAAACGCCUUAAAAAGUUUGAGAAGGAAGGAUCGGCGGAACAAGCAUUCUUGGCUCUAGAGUGGAGUUAUGAUCGAUUGGAUGAUGAGGGGCUGAAGCCGUUGUUCUUGCUAUGCGGUGUUAUUGCACGGAAUAACUCCAUCUGGCUUGAGGACUUGUUGAAACUUGCAAUGGGGUUGGGUUUGCUUAAAAACGUUGAUACAGUGGAAGAAGCACGAGAUUUGUUGCUUUCACUGGUUAAAAAGCUGAAAGGUUUUUGUCUUUUGCUAGACACUAAUAGUGACACAGCUGUCAGAAUGCAUGAUCUUGUAAUUGAUGUGGCUGAUAAUAUUGCAUCUAGGGACGGACGAUUCUUAUCAGUAGCAUGCGGAGCUGAGUUGAAAAAUUGGACAGAUGAGGUUUUAUUUGGAAAGUGCAGCAAGAUCUCAAUUAAAUCCAGUAGUCUCCCAAAACUUUCUGAAGCUUUACAAUGCCAGAAAUUAGAAAUGUUCCAUUUGCGUUGUGAAGACGAGCACCAACUCCAAGUCCCAAACAGUUUUUUUGCAAACAUGGAAAAACUCAAAGUGUUGAGUUUAAUAAAUGUGAAGAAUCUUGCAUGUCUUGGGUUCUUGAAGAAUCUUCAGGCUUUGUGUUUAGAUCGAUGCGAGAUGGAAGACAUAGCUGUAGUUGGAGAGCUAAGGAAAUUAGAAAUUCUCAGCUUGGGAUACACCAAUAUAAAACAACUGCCUAAAGAAAUUGGAGAAUUGACUUGUCUACGAUUGUUGGAUUUGACCAGUUGCUUUUUCCUUCAAGUGAUUGCACCUAAUGUUUUAUCAAGGUUGACAAGACUAGAAGACUUGAGAGUGAGAAACAGCUCUAUCAAAUGGGAGGCUGAACAGGAAGGUGAAAGAAGUAACGCUAGUCUCUCGGAGCUGAAGCACUUGUCUCUACUAACUGCAUUGGAAAUAAACAUUUCAAAUCCUGGUAUGCUUCCAAAGGACUUGUUCUCCGAUAAAUUAGAAAGAUUCUAUAUACGUAUUGGCGAUCACUAUUCGGAAGGAAGGAGCAUGAAUACGUUGAAACUCCAGUUCACUACUGGCGACGAAUUGGACCAAGGUCUAAAGAUGUUGGUGAAGGGAUCUGAAUAUCUGACUUUACAAGGGGGAGCGAAUGUUAAUGAAAUUGCCUAUCGAUUAGAAGGCGACAAUUUUCGGCAAUUAAAGCAUCUUCAACUCAGGAAUCUAGAUACUACAUACAUCAUUAACUCGAAGGAUGUGAUUUCCAGUUUAACAACCUUGGAAGUAACUGACUGUGAUGGUAUAAAAUUCUUGUUCUCGUCUUCAAUGGCCAGAAGUCUAGUUCAACUCAGAACUCUCAAUAUAAGUGGAUGUACAAACAUGGUGGAAAUAGUAUCCACACAAGAAAACGACAAAGAAAAUAAUAUAGUUAACAUGUUCUCUAAACUAGAAUCUCUGACACUAGAAGAGCUUCCAAGCUUGGUUAGAUUCUGCUUAGGAAGUUAUGCUGAAUUUUCAGCAUUAGAGGAGGUACUCAUAUCUAAUGGUCAGGGUAAAAGUACUACAAUUACGAAAGAAAUUGAAGAUGGAGACUCGAAGGAUCACCUAGGUGUUGACAAUGCUGUACGUUACUUUCUUUUUGAUGAAAAGGUAACAUUUCCUAGCUUGGAGAUAUUACGUCUCGAAAAGCUACCUAAGUUGGAGGCAGUAUGGCAAAACCAACUUGCUCCAGACUCUUUCUGCAGGAUUAGAGAAGUUAGAGUUGACAGUUGCCCCAGUUUAAUAAAUCUCUUUGUGCCUUUUAUCACGGAAAGAUUAGAUGUUCUAAAAACCUUGAUGGUGUGGUCCUGCCCGUCACUAGAAGUGGUAUUCAAAUGCGGAGGACUAAAAUUUAAAGAAACACAUAACCCAUCAACCAAAGAGUUGAAAACUUUCAACUGCUGUCCCAAUCUAGAAUAUUUUGACAUACGACACUCUGACAAACUGAAAUACAUUUUUCAGAAGGAAGAGAGGCUGGAAACAGCGCGAGAGUUUGUGUUCCCAAAAGUAACAGAAUUGCAGCUUUGCAACCUGCCCCAAUUCAAGAGCAUCUAUCCAGGGACGCAUGUUUCACAGUGGUCUUCACUCCAAGAGCUGGAUGUGGAUGAAUGUGGUGAAGUAAAGAUUAUAGCCGGGGAACUUUCAGUCUCUCAAGAAAAACAAGAGUCUGCCUCUCACUCUAAUCCAAUCGAACAACCUCUCAUUUUAAUUGAGAAGGUUGUGUUUUCCAGUUUAACAACCUUGAAUGUGGCUGAAUGUCAUGGUAUAAAAUUCUUGUUCUCGUCUUCAAUGGCCAAAAGUCUAGUUCAACUCAAAACUCUCGAGAUACGUAAUUGUAGAAGCAUGGUGGUGAUAGUAUCCACACAAGAAGACGACGAAGAAAACAAUAUAGUUAACAUGUUUUCUAGACUAGAAUCUUUGACACUAAAAGAGCUUCCAAACUUGGUUGGAUUCUACUCAAGAAGUUAUGCUGGAUUUUCAUCAUUAGAGGAGGCACUCAUAUCUAAUGGUCAGAGUAAAAGUACUACAAUUACGAAAGAAAUUGAAGAUGGAGACUCGAAGGAUCACCUAGGUGUUGACAAUGCUGUACGUUACCUUCUUUUUGAUGAAAAGGUAACAUUUCCUAGCUUGGAGAUAUUACGGUUCGAAAAGCUACCUAAGUUGGAGGCAGUAUGGCAAAACCAACUUGCUCCAGACUCUUUUUGCAGGAUUAGAGAAGUUAGAGUUGACAGUUGCCCCAGUUUAAUAAAUCUCUUUGUACCUUUUAUCACGGAAAGAUUAGAUGCUCUAAAAACCUUGAGGGUGUCGUCCUGCCCGUCACUAGAAGUGGUAUUCAAAUGCGGAGGACUAAAAUUUAAAGAAACACAUGACCCAUCAACCAAAGAGUUGAAAAAUUUCAACUGCUGUCCCAAUCUAGAAUAUUUUAGCAUACAACGCUCUGAUAAAUUGAAAUACAUUUGUCAGACAGAAGAGAGGCUGGAAAUGGUGCCAAAGUUUGUGUUUCCAAAAGUAACAGAAUUGCAGCUUUGCAACCUGCCCCAGUUCAAGAGCAUCUAUCCAGGGACGCAUGUUUCACAGUGGCCUUCACUCCAAAAGCUGAAUGUGGAUGAAUGUGGUGAAGUAAAGAUUAUAGCCGGGGAGCUUUCAGUCUAUCAAGAAAAACAAGAGUUUGCCUCUCACUCUAAUCCAAUCGAACAACCUCUCAUUUUAAUUGAGAAGUUUGUGUUUUCCAGUUUAACAACCUUGGAAGUGACUGACUGUGAUGGUAUAAAAUUCUUGUUCUCGUCUUCAAUGGCCAGAAGUCUAAUUCAACUCAAAACUCUCACCAUAAGUCGAUGUAGAAGCAUGGUGGUGAUAGUAUCCACACAAGAAGACGACGAAGAAAACAAUAUAGUUAACAUGUUCUCUAAACUAGAAUCUCUGACAUUAAGAGAGCUUCCAAGCUUGGUUGGAUUCUGCUCAGGAAGUUAUGUUGGAUUUUCAUCAUUAGAGGAGGCACUCAUAUCUAAUGGUCAGAGUAAAAGUACUACAAUCACGAAAGAAAUUGAAGAUGGAGACUCGAAGGAUCACCUAGGUGUUGACAAUGUUGUACAUUACUUUCUUUUUGAUGAAAAGGUAACAUUUCCUAGCUUGGAGAUAUUACGGCUCGCAAAGCUACCUAAGUUGGAGGUAGUAUGGCAAAACCAACUUGCUCCAGACUCUUUUUCGAGACUUAAAGAUGUUGAAGUUUGGAAAUGCAGCAGUUUAAUAAAUCUCUUUGUGCCUUUUAUCACGGAAAGAUUAGAUGCUCUAAAAACCUUGAGUGUGUCGUCCUGCCCGUCACUAGAAGUGGUAUUCAAAUGCGGAGGACUAAAAUUUAAAGAAACACAUGACCCAUCAACCAAAGAGUUGAAAACUUUCAACUGCUGUCCCAAUCUAGAAUAUUUUAGCAUACAACGCUCUGAUAAAUUGAAAUACAUUUUUCAGACAGAAGAGCAGCUGGAAAUGGUGCCAAAGUUUGUGUUUCCAAAAGUAACAGAAUUGCAGCUUUGCAACAUGCCCCAAUUCAGGAGCAUCUAUCCAGGGACGCAUGUUUCACAGUGGUCUUCACUCCAAAAGCUGAAUGUGGAUGAAUGUGGUGAAGUAAAGAUUAUAGCCGGGGAACUUUCAGUCUAUCAAGAAAAACAAGAGUCUGCCUCUCACUCUAAUCCAAUCGAACAACCUCUCAUUUUAAUUGAGAAGGGUUCAUCACUCUUUCCCAGCUUGGAAACUUUGACCUUGGGGGCCAUGGAGAUGUGGAGUGGUCCACCCCCAGCACAGGUCUGUAGCAAAGUGAAAUUGGUUGAAGUUCGUGGCGCAACCUUCUGCAAGCACGCUGCUUUUCUUCAGGGAUUACACAAUCUUGAAAAACUUAUUGUGAUGGACAUGGGAGACAAGGAUCCUUGCAGAGAAAUAUUUGUGGAUGCAGGAAAUGGUGGAGGGGAAAUUCAAGUAAAGAAAUUGACGAUCAGUGAUAUGGAUGAACUUAUGCAUAUCGGGAAGGAGAGCUCUCAAUCAGCAGUUCCGGUUUUCCCAAAAUUGGAGAAACUCUGGGUUUGGUGGUGUUCCAGAUUAAAGAAUCUAGAUUCAUCCACAAUAUCCUUCCAGAAUCUGACAUCGUUGACUGUAGACCAUCUUGAUGGACUGAAAUAUUUAGUAUCUCAUCGGAUUGCUAGAAGUUUAAUGCAACUCACAAGAUUGAAAAUCAGAUAUUGUAAAAUAAUGGAAGUAAUAGUGGCAACUGAGGAAGAUGUUGAUGAGCUUGCUUUCAGCCAGUUGAAACAUUUACAACUCAGUGGUGUACCACAUCUCCGAGGCUUGUGCUCGGGAAAUUGCAUUCUCAAGUUCCCUUCAUUAGAAACUUUAAGCAUAAGCAGGCGCCUCAAAUCGAAGCUUUUCUCCCACGAUGAAUUCCGAUGCAAGAUAGAUGACGACACUUACGACACAGAUGUUGAGGAUGCUCCUGCUGAUGAUGAGGAUGGUGGUGACGACAAUGAGGUUAAUGAUGAUGGUCAUGGUAAUGACAAGAAGGAUGACGAAGAUAGUGCUUGUGAUGCGUGAACCCAAUCCAAAUCGCUCUUGCUCUCUACUCGAAUCUACAAAUUUCUCUCGCCCUCCUCACAUAGAAAUCCAAAACCAAAGAGAUAGAGAUACAUUUCCUGCUCAAAAUCUAAAACUUGCUGCUGCUCAGUUUAUUGUUUUGAGAUCGAUCGACUUUGGUCCAAUCUUCUUCAUUUGCUUCGGAGAUCAACAUGGGAUCAAACCCACACUCGAUUACGGAAUUCAUCAGUUGAGAGAUUCAAUCGACCAGUUGAGGAAUAUGAUGAUUAUGAGUCCGAGGGGGAUGGAUAUGGGUAUGAGGAGGAAGGAGAUGAGUAUGAAGAUGAAGAGGAAGAGGAAGAAGAAGAAGCUCCAACAAAAACUAAUGAACUAAAGAUGAUUCUAGAUCACAGACAAACAGUGUUCAAAAGGGAUUAAGUUUGUGAUUACACUUUUGCCCUGAAUCCUUCGGUAUAUAACUGAUAUCUCCAUCACUUUUUCACUUCAAGAAGUCUCCAGCAAUAUAAACGCCAACUGUUAGGCAAUUUCAAGCUUAUCCAUCACAAUCAGUCUCAACAAAAGCUUGCUUCGAAUUUCAGGCUCUGUUACUAAUCUAGUAAAACAAGACGGAUGAAGAAGCUGUUGAUAUUUCCGAGGAAGCAAUCAAGCAAAAAGAAGAAGAUAAAGUGCUUUUGAAGAUAGAAGACAGCUCCAAGAAUGAAAAGCCGAAAUCUUCUUCUCAACCUGAACAUCAUCAUCAUGAAGCACCUGUGAAUGGAGAAGGUGACAAUCACGAGUUCGUCAAGAUCCUCACUACCUCAAUUGCCGUUUUAAUCAGCUGCGUCGUUGUUUUUGUGUGGCGGCGAUCAAGUGCUCAGAAGCCCAGGGUUGUCCAACCUCUUAAGCCGUUGAUCAUCACGGAGCCUGAGCCGGAGCUUGACGAUGGAAGUAAGAAGGUCACAAUCUUCUUCGGCACGCAAAUCGGUACUGCUGAAUGCAGAUAUGGUGAUGGUGAGCUGACGGAUAAUGCUGCUAGAUUUUACAAGUGGUUUACAGAGGAUAAAGAGAAAGAAGCAUGGCUUCAAAAUAUUCAAUGCGGAGUAUUUGGUCUUGGGAAUAGGCAAUAUGAACAUUUCAAUAAGGUGGCCGUGGUUGUGGAUGAGAUCCUCGCUGUUCAAGGUUGGAGCUGUUGUUGGAUUUGACCGAUAUGUCAACUACUUCAAAAUUGAGUACUCUGCAUUGGCCCCUCUUUAUUAUCAAGGUGCAGCAGUGCCAGUCAUUGUAUAUAAUAUAACAAGCCCAGACUCUUUCAACAAAGAACAGUGUUGGAUCAAGUGAAUGUGUUUGGUUCAGGGUCUCCCUGCUGAGUUGGCUCAUAAUAAGAGACUCGAGAAUCUGGAUUUGGGGAAUAAUGUGAUCACAAGAUGAUCAGAUCUGAAGGUAGGUACUUGAAUUGUGUUUUCAUAUCUAAACGAUUUUCAUUUUAUGAGAGCAUUUCAUCUUCCGCGAAUUUGGCAAGGACGAUGGGUUCCAUCUAGAAGUUGCUGAUAAAAUUCUCAUAAGGUAGCACCUGUUUCAUGAUUUGGUCUGAAUAAUUGGUGGAUGAAGAUGGCUGCCCAGCAAUAAAAAUCUGGUCCUAACCAUGUUUCUGGCUUGCAAGCUGCGGCCUCACCCCAGAGGGCGUACCUGAGCAUGCACUUGUCUGUCCAAGUAGGGAUGUUCAAGAUUGUGCACCGACUGUGUUGGGCCGGGUAUGGCAUCCGCACCAAGUCAAAUAACGCACGUUUCAUUUGUUUAUAUCUGCAUCGCCUCAAGCCCUCAUUCCGAAUUUUUCGUUAUGGAAUUGUGUUAUCAUUCGUGUAAGAGUGCUUUGAAUUAUAACAACAACAGCAGCAACAAGAAGAAGAAGAAGAAGAAGAAGCAGGGAGAGUUACAAGUUGAGAGAAUGGAUGUACUCUGAAAGUUAUGUAUUAAGUAUAGGCUUGUGAGAAUAGAGCUAGAUUAUUCCAAAUGUGAGAAGAACAAAAACGCUAUUCAAAUUGUAAUUUUCUUCUUAUUUAGUGAUUCAUUAUCACUUACUGUCGUGUAUGUAGACAAGAUUUUGUUGAACCUCGUUAAAAGAUUUCAUGUAUUUGAUUCGAUAUUGAUCGGUUCAUAAA
Rosa chinensis is the source of this 8961-nucleotide messenger RNA. Its product is annotated as probable disease resistance protein At4g27220. Bases 617 to 6823 code for a protein of 2068 amino acids. Gene Ontology annotation, molecular function: ADP binding. NCBI's taxonomy places the organism in Eukaryota, Viridiplantae, Streptophyta, Magnoliopsida, Rosales, Rosaceae. The transcript has 21 exons. The record is from RefSeq and is a predicted model, not a curated record.